Messenger RNA from Pocillopora meandrina, 17070 nucleotides. The record is from the annotation of a GenBank genome assembly. NCBI's taxonomy places the organism in Eukaryota, Metazoa, Cnidaria, Anthozoa, Scleractinia, Pocilloporidae.
CGGAAGUACAACAAUUGCGAUUAAGACGGGAAACUGGACACUACAAUCAUCGUGAUGAAUCAAGGUGUCAGAGACAGAUAAGUUUCUCAAGAAAAAGUUAAUUAUGGAAACUUUUCACGUUUCAAUGGGUUUUAAAACGCCAUAAGAUGCGAAGAAGAAACUUACAGAUGGAUUGGUGACCUUUCAAACCGAAGUAUUUACUAAGUUUACCAUGUUUCGGUUGAAGAAAAAGGUGAGAGUUGUUCUUACAAUGCUGAGACGCGUCCGUUUCGUUAUUUUUAUCCAUCUCUCAUUAUAAGUUUAAUUUAGAUCACUAUUAGUCCAUCUAAUAUCUCUAAGAUCACUGUUUGCCUUUCGUUAUACCGAAGACUGAUAUUGCUCCUCAAAACAUGUCCUUGUCAUGCGUGGUCGAACAGAAAGAAAUAUGGUGCAUUUUUAUAAAUAUAGGUUGCUCUUUCUUGCCCAACUGAGCCCCUAAGAAGACAUGUUCAUGCACCUCACGCGCAAGUUUAUAACAUUUGACCUCCUCAGUUGAUAUUAAACGCGCAUAGGCCGAUGGAAGACGGACUAUGUUAUGUUGUGUUAAGUUUCAUUUGAAAUCGUGUUCACGCUGUUGUGAAAUCCUGUCAAAUCUGUGUUCGCUGCAGAACAGAAGGAUUUUAAUCCACACGUUGUUUGCGAGAACUGCAAUUCACUAGUCAUGAAUAAUACAGGAAUUUAAUUCUUAGCGAAUUAACAACUACAAAGAACAUUUUCACUUUCAUAAAUUGAGAAUUGAAUGUCCACAUUUCAUAGUUAAUUUUAAUGACUGUGUCAUCGACGUGAAAUCUGAAGUGAUUUUCGAACUUUAACCACGACACAACACGUUGUGGUUUGACAGAUCUUUUCCCGUCUGUCACAGGCAAAAAAUUAUUUUCCUGAGAGUCCCCUGAGACUCUGCUGAAUGUCUCCAUGUUUCUUACAUGCAUUGGUUGUGACAUUUCCAGUUUUCAGAGUGUUGACAUAACUUGACAUGUGGUCACCCAAAGGCAUGAACUGUGGGCAAAACUUUGGAAGCCAAAAGGAAACCUACAUGUAUAUAGACCUUGUUCUUGUGCAACUGUGUCUUCUUUGAACAAAUUGCUUGGCUGUGAAAACGCUAUGGGCUAAUUUCAAAUUUUGGACUAAAGACUCCUGAGAUACCAAACUAAAAAAAAGGACAUUAGGGAAUUCCAUUAUAUCCAACUGGUCCCCUGCAAUGGCUUCCAAUGUAACCCUUUUCACUUUAUUUUGAUAAUCAAACUUGACAGCAAGAUUGCAAAGCAACCAAUUAGAAUAUCAAAUAAUCUCCACCUAGUUUUGAUGAGAAACCCCUUGAGGAUUUAAAUUUUGAUCAAGGUUCAUUUGUGUAGUCAGAUUUGAUACCCAAUUAAUUUGCUCAAAGUAAAUCUUCCACUUUGACUUCUUGCACCUCAUUUAGUUUACGUCUAGAUCAAAAUGAAAUGAACUAAAUUCUGCUAAAUGGUGCAUUUCAUAACCUUGCUAUUAAUUUUUAUAUAGUUUAUAGUGGUCCUGUUCAAAUAAUGCAUUAACAAUUUUUUUUUGCAAAGUGAUGAUCUUGUCAUCAAAUGUCAGAGGUCUUCCCAAAAAGUUUGAAGAUCCUUAAAGAUCUUGGCAAGAAAAUUGAAGAUCUUGGAAAGAAAAUAAAAGACCCUUGGAGAUCUUGGCAAGAAAAUAAAAGAUCUUUGAAGAUCUUUACAAGAAAUAGAAAGAUCCUCGAAGAUUUUAAAAUAAAGUCAAAACAGCACAUCAUAUAGUACAGGAUUGGAAAGAAUUGAUCAAUUAGAUCACUCUUAACAGCCUGAAAAUCUGAAAAGUCUUGACAUAGAUCACCUAGAUAUCACACCAUUCUUACAAGCAAUAACAAUGAUUGAAGUGUGAUGGCUACAGUCACUGUGAUAACUCUCUGUCAUAAGAUCCUGUUAGAGACUUGAUCUCAAAAAAAGGAGGCAUAAUCCUCAUGUGCUUUUUAACAUACUGUGAGGGUCUCCCAGAAAAAGAAUUUAUCCAAGGAUCUGCUGGAUGACAGUUUGGUAAAUCUUCCACUAAAAAGUACAUUUGGUUAACUGAAAGGUUUGAGAUUUUCUUUGGUCAAUGGUGAAAAUGAAAGGUUUUUUGCAGAAACAACAAGAGAGUGCUUCCCUUAUUAGAAAAACUCACUUAUGAAAGAAAAAUUGGCAAUCAAGCGAUAUUGCCCCAUAAUAUUUUUGAGAACAAAAAACAAUAACAAAAGUCUUUACAAUUUAAUUUUGUAUCUAAUAUAAUUAUAUACUGGUAAGUGGCAAUUGUCCUUGCCUGAGGGUAGCCAGUGCUAGUCAAUGGUGAGGCAGUCUACCAAAAUCUAAUCAGUCAGUUAUGAAUACAUGCUGGGAUAACUUGUUUAUUUGUUAUGCCUAUUUUCCUGGCUGGGGAUCUGCAGAAUGAAGUAUCCAGAUGUGUUAGUACAUAGAAAAUGCAAGUGAGACCAGGAGAAGAAAAAUUCAGUGGCCUAUAACUUGACCCACAAAUAUUCCUUUUGUCCCACCAAACAAACUCUACAAGUAUUAUGUAAGGUCUAGUGAAACUGAUGCUGUUGUUUGACAAAUGUUAACAGGACAAGAAGGGUGACUCAAACCCACCUGUCAGCCCUGGCCACCACAUUAUUCCACCAGAAGACCUAAAUGCUUUGAGAAAACUUGGCGAAGGGCAGUAUGGUGUUGUGGAACUGGGAGAGUGGAAACCACCAAAUGCAAAAGAUAAGGUACAGUUGUAACUAUACUAUUGAAAAAACAGGGGUUGUGUAGCAUCUCAGUUCUUUCAAAAACAAGUAUGGAAAUUUGCAAACUAAUAUCAAGAGCUCCUAAAAGUAUUUGUAGUAAAGUGUUGGCUCUGGCUAAGAGAGUUAGAUCUAGCACACUAAGCAAAGGCUUACUGAUGAUAAGAUGCAAAAAGACAAAUCUUUUUUAUUAUUAUUAUUUAUUAUUAUCAUUAUUAUUCCUUUUUUUCGCUUUUAAGAACUCCUCUAGGAGUGAACAGAUCCAGGAUUUUUCUUAGGAGGGGGUGCAUUUCUUUGGCAUGACGUAAUUGAUUGUGGACAUAAACAAAUCUUAAAAGGGAGCAAGUAUGAAGCAAACAGCUUACGACUAGGCAAUAACAUGAUAAGAACUGCUGAGAAUACAUACAAUAGCUAACAAUGUAGCAGAUUUUUUAUGACCUUGAGCUUACAUUAGAAAGCAGCCAGUCAUCUUAGGGGCAGGGAGGAUGUGCACCUCCUGCACCCCUCCCCGAGAUCCACUGCGAUCUGCAACCCAACAUGUGACAAGAAUCUAGUAAAAUUCAGCACUCAUUUCAAGUAGCUCGUAUCACUGGUCAGCCAGAAGCCCUUUGAGGGUCAAGCUCUCUCCCUGGGUGGAGAUGGGCAACAUGAGAGUGAAGUAUCAAAAUACACAAUAUUACUCAAUAUCAGCCAGGUCUUAAACCCUUGCUUCUCAACUUAGCAUUUGGCAUGCUAAUCAGUUGGUUACUGAACUUUAUACAGAAUUUAGGAACUCUUUCAAAGGAGGAAAGCCAAAACAAGAAAUCAGAAAAGUGAUAAAACUAGAAAUCAUGGUUUAGUACAAUCAAUUUGUUUUGUAGGUGCAUGUAUAGGAGAACUACCUGAGUGUCAAGCUUUAACUCUAUUUACAUGACUUGCCUUUCCUGUUUCACAUAUUAAUUCAUGUAUAUCAGAUGCAGACAAGUCUAUCUUAUCAUUUGAAUAAGGGGGGUAAGUUUCUAAUGAAACUGUGGUGCUGUGUUGGUGGGAGAGUAUAACAGGGUAAUUUAUAGUGUUGCAUUAUCAACUGAGUUUGCUUGAUAACAUAAAUUGGCUACUGCAAAGAGUUAAAAGCUGACGUUUCAAGUGGUGGCCCUUUGCUAGAGUGUGGCAGUCAAUUGCUCUGACAAAGCACUACACUUGAAACAUCAGCUUUUAACCUUUUACUGUAAUUUCCGGCCAUUUAUCCACAGGUAAUCUGUUGAUUUUGCAUUAACAUGUGCCACUGUGGGUAAUAGGGAGGUGUAGGUUAUGUGAGAAUUUUAAAAUCUACUGGUAGUUGAAUUGAAAAACAAUUCUCACCCGUAUGCACCUCACCUCUCAAAUGAAUUUUAUUGCAUUAAGAGUGCCACAAAGUGGCACAAAAACAUGAUGCUGACACUAGUUUAUUUCACGCAUAAUUAGUUGCGUGACAAACAAAUUGUUAUUAGCACAUGUGUAAACAAGACCUUGAUGGUGAUAAAAAUAAUCCAAAGAUAUCCAGUGCAUCAGUAACAAAUUUCCAUUUAACACUAGCUUAAGCUAAAGAGAAUUUUCCAGUUUUAAGAGACUUGUUAGGCCAAUAGAACCAGAGAUAUCUAUUUUUUUUCAGAAAUUGCCAACAGUUCUUUACAAUUCAAGUUUUAACACUCACUUAGCUUUCUUUCAACAAAUCAACAUGGCGCUGAAUAAUCGCUCACACAAAAUGUGGCCACAAAUUCACAUUCUGUCAAGUAUGAAAUGUUGAGAUUUGGGCAUGGGCCGCUAGUGUUUUUACUGUUUAAUUUUAUCAAUAAAGUACAUGCUAAUAUUGACACCGAAUUGUGCAUGCAUCUGAAUUUCUUUGCCCUUUAAACUUGACAAAGAAGCUUUCAAGUUUUCAAAAGUUAGAUCAGACAACUUUAAAAAGACUGAAAUGAUCACCUUAAUGUCACGUUUUCACCACCAAAAAGUUGAAUAACAUAACAUGUGGGUUAUCCACCAGUGCAGGUAAUCUGUUGACUCUUUUUUUUGCCAAAUGCAAUAAUCUGCCGGUGUGGGUAAUCAGCCAUGCAUGGAAAUUAUGGUAACUCCUGUGAGUGACCAAGACAGAAUUUCUCCUCACAAUAUCAAUACAAUAUCAAGUAGACAAGUGGCAAGAAUAAAGAAAAAGAUCAAUUAGGGGAUUAUUUGUCGAUUGAAUACCAUAUUCUCCAAACUAACAUUACAAAGAACUGUAUGGCAGACAGUGAGGAGAAUUGCUAACAAGUUUGUGGGGUUAAAGGGUUAACUCUUUAUAGUGGCCAAUUUACAUUAACUUAGUUGAUAAUACUAAAUUAUCUUGUCACAUGACCUAGUAUGGUAUUAUAAAAGACUAUAUAAAGAAUCCUUGUACGCAGCCAUACAUGAUGGUGCUUGCAGGGUCCAAAAAAAAAACUGUCUGGCCCUGUGACAUGCAAGUUGGAAGAAGAGAGGGGGAAGAGAAAGAGUGGUCAUGUGAUAUAAUGUCUGUUGAAUGAGUUAGGUUGGUUACAUGACAAAACAGGGUAAUUUAGUAUUACCAACUGAGUUGAUUGUAAACUGGUUAUUGUUAAGAGUUUAAAAGCUGACAUUUCACACAUUAGCCCUUUGUCAGAGCAAUUGGAGGAAUAGUAGGUUCUUUGUAGAUUUAUAUGCAGAGUUUAGCUCUGCCCAGGUUAGGUCUGGCUAGUCAUUAAGUAUGAACCUCACUGUGCUUAUACCUAAACUCACUCGACCUUGAGCCCAACAAUUUCCUAUCCGGCCAUCUCACUCAGUCAAUUACAUGGAGUUCAUGAUAAUCAUGAUUACUAUUUGGAAUUUUUUUACCAGAUACUUGUGGCAAUCAAAUCCAUCAAGGAUACUGGUGAAGAGCAGCUGAGAGAGGUUCUAAUGGAAGUAAAUACCAUGCAACGACUCUCUCAUGAUAACAUUGUUAAAUUGUUUGGUGUUACUCUUCCCACAAGAGAUUCGGAUCAACUAAAGCUGGUAAUAUUCUGUUUUCACUUAGUCAUUUCUCUUGUGCCAGUUGGUGUUAUCAAGUUGAAUAUCAUCAACUUCUGUCUUAUGGUAAUCAAAGCCAUUGCAAAAUUUUGAAUUUAAUUGGUUAAUAACAAGUUUCAUUUCAAAUUUUUCUUCCUCCAGACCGAGUGCCAUUACUGAAAUUAGAUGAACCAUCAGAGUUAAACUGUUGGUAUAUUAAGCACUAUGCCCCCCUCCCCCUCCUCCUCCUCCUCCCCCCCCCAAAAAAAAAAGAAGAAAAAAAAAGGUUUCCCAUAUUUGAGAUUAAUCUAUAAAAAAUUAUUUAUUUAAUGCACAAAAUACAUACAACUCUAUCUAAAACAAGCUCAGAAAUACAAUUCCUCAACAAAAAGUUGGAUAAACAAUACUUUUUUUCCUUCUUUUUAAUAAAACUUAGACUUGAAUCUGAAACAGAACAAUUAAGUUCUGGGAUUGAAAGCAAGCUGCACACUUUCCCACCAGAAUUAGACAGUGAAUGACAAUUUUUGCUAGUUUCUGUUCUAUUGUGAGCAAUUCCUUGUUAUGAUUUCUUUUUGAAAUAUGAUUUAAGGAUAACUCCCACUCCCAAGUUAGAGGCUGAACUAUGACCAACGAAAAAAAAAAAAAUAUAUAUAUAUAUAAUUAUAUCUGCCAAAGUGCUCCAUCAAGUAAUUAUGGUUAUGUUUUUGUACAGAUAACAGAAUUUGCUGCUUAUGGUUCUCUGGAAGAAAACCUCAAGAAGAACGAAAUAGAGAUAUGCCAGGUGUCCUCAUUUUGUAAAUUUGCCAUGCAAGUAGCAAACGGAAUGAGCUACCUGGCCAACCAGAAUUUAGUCCACCGUGAUUUGUCUGCAAGAAAUAUUCUUGUUUUUGAACCAGCUUUGGUAAGUACAGUUUUUUUAUGGGAACAUAUUUCCACAUGUCUGGGAAGGUAUUAGAAAGAGCCAACAUCAGAGACAUAAUUUGGUCCAAAAAAGAUACACUUUGAUACAUAUGUUUGUUGUGCUUAAUUAUGCUUUCAGAGUUUGUGUAGAUUUAAUGGGAAACUUAAGCUAUUAGGAUAACUUGUUAAUGCGUUACGCCUAGUUUUCUGGCUGGGGACCUGCAGUCAAUGAAGUAUCCAGAUGUGAUAGUAAAUAGGAAAUGCACAGUGAGGCCAGACCAUGAUUUUUGGACCCAAGAAAAAUUUUAAUGGACUAUAACUUUACUUAAGAAACUUCCUUUCUUCCCACAAAACAAAAGUCUCCAAGUAGUAUGUAUUAGGUCUUGUGAAGUUGAUGUUGUUGUCUAAAGUGAAAUUGAUAACCCUAGAUCAUGCUUUUGGUCAACUCCUCCGAAAAUUGGUCACCAAAGUUGUGUAACUGGGGCAAAAAGACAAAGGUGGUCAAAGAAAUAGGAUCAAGUGUCUUUAUUUUUUCUUAUAAGACGAGAGAUCUCAAGCAUUCUUUAAACUCACACUGGCUAUCUAGUGUGGGUUCCUAGUGAUAGUGACCCCCUUUGAAGUCCACCCAGACAAAGUUUGUUUCCUCUUGUAAAGAAGUUGUUAAAUUAGCAUGUUAUUUGUCACACUAUUUUUCUUUCAUAAUACAUAAUCUGAAUUGGGAAAAUUUCUCUUUUUUUUUUUUUUUUUUUUUUUCAUAGCACAACCUAUCAGAAUGCCUGAUAUGUACUGUUACCUUUACAUGUACAUGUAGACAUAUACCCAUCCUGGCAUUUUCUGUCAGGUUCCCAAGUAAUUUAUUGUUUCUUUUAAAUGUAGUCAGGUGUGGAAUAACAUUGUGAAUAAUGAGGCCUCACAAAUUUUGUUUUACAGGUGAAGAUAAGUGACUUUGGAUUAGCUCGCUCACUAGAAGGAGGAGCUUCUGCACAGAUCACAGUUGACAGAAAAAUGGCAGUUGCUUGGUAAGAAGAUUUCUGUUCUUUGGCUGAAAUUGUUCAAAAAGUAUCUUGUUAUUUAUGUUAAAAUUGUCCACAACCUUUAGGCUCUUUUUUUCUGUUUGUUCAAGAAGGAAGACAGCUUAUUCUUGGAAGUAGAAAGGGUAAAAGAUCACCUAACAGCAAGCAGCUACGGCUGCUGCGGCUUGUAGUCAAAAUUGCUUCCAUGAGGCAGAUAAUGGGCUAAUUUAGUCAAAGCUCAUAUUUUUUUUAAAUAUUACUUAAUUUGUUGAUUUAAUUUCAGAUAAUUUUUAGAUAGGAUUAUUGGAGAUGACGGGUGGGUGGGGGCUUAUUUUUAAGCUGUUGUCAAUGACCAUCUAGUCAGUUCAAAACAUGAAAUUAUUCCCUCAGUGUGUGUUUGGUACAAACUGAUAGCAGGCCUUUCCCUUUCCUUUUAUCCACGUGGGAGAAACUUUAGCAUUCAGCUGAGUGAAAGCAAGAUUGUGAGAUUUUGAUGCCAUAACUAGCAAAAGAAAGGGACGAGCCAGAGGAGAGGAGCAGGCCCCUCACCACCCCUCCCCUCCCCUCGUCCUAUGCCUUUCACCCUUCUUCUGCUCAAAAAGGAAAAGGACUCUAACACAGACUAUGAUCAUAAUUUUGAUGGAUCUUGCGAUAUUGUUGAUUAUUUUUUUACCUUGGUAAGUUUCUAAACUGGAAUAUGUCAGUGUUGAAUAUUGACACUGAAUAUUGACGUUUUAUUUUCCUUUAUAUUUUUUAAUUUUUUUUUUUUUCAGGUUACCACCAGAGUCCAUAAAGGAGAAUCAGUUUAUACUUCCAAGUGAUGUGUGGAGUUAUGGGAUCACUCUGUGGGAAAUGUUUUCCUUUGGUCAAACCCCUUGGGCUGAAAUGUCCCUUCUACAGGUAUGACCAAGACUUAAAGCAAGAUGUUACUUUACAGUGUGUCUGUAUUAAACAAAGUGUUAGCAAAUGACUGCAGGUUUACUCUUUAUCUAAAACCUGAGAAAGUUUCCACUGCUGAAAUUUUUUCUUUCUUUUUUUUUUCUUUCCACACAAAUAUACUCUCCAAAUUUUGUAUAAGAAAAACAACCAAAUUGACUAUUUUACACUCUUACCUAAUAGAAGUAGUAGUUGUUGUUGUUGUUUAAAAUGACUUUUUAGUUUAUCCCUAACACCUCAAUAUUGUUAUGUAUAUAUCCUCCAUUAAUUGUUCUUUAUACAGUUCUUGUGGCACUGACAAGGAAAAUUAUUUUUUGUUGAAACUCAAGAGCUUUUCAAAUCUGUGACCCUAAUGUUUAGUUCAUCAGUGAUACCUUAGUGAGAAAUUAGAUGCUAGUCACCCUCACGGGUAAAGAUGAAUUCUUGCAUCGUUUGUGUUUUCGCUGUGUUCAAGGUUUAUUAUAGUGAUGGUGGAAUACAGGAAAUACGACAAAAUUUCGAUUUAUUUUGACCCAAGGUUCAAUAAAAAGGAAUAUAGGAAAUACGACAAAGUUUCGAUUUAUUUUGACCCAAGGUUCAAUAAAAAGGAAUAUAGGAAAUACGACAAAGUUUCGAUUUAUUUUGACUCGAGGUUCAAUAAAAAGGAAUAUAGGAAUACGACAAAGUUUCGAUUUAUUUUGACCCGAGGUUCAAUAAAAAAGAAGAUAGGAAAUACGACAAAGUUUCGAUUUAUUUUGACCCGAGGUUCAAUAAAAAGGAAUAUAGGAAAUACGACAAAGUUUCGAUUUAUUUUGACCCGAGGUCCAAUGAAACAUAAAUUUUGUGAUUGUCAUCUCUUACAUGUUUUAAUGUACGUGCAAGCCAUUUUGUGUUAUGAACUUAUCCCUAAAAGAGCUAAAUAAAAUGGUCAUGAAAAAGGUCUAUUAACCAUUGAAUGCUCUUGUUCGUGUUGGAUUUCUCUAAGAUCAAGAUGAUGCUUGUAAAUGAGCCAGACAAACAACUUCUAAAACCCGAUGCAUGUCCAGAUGGUUUUUAUGACGUCAUGUUAAGCUGUUGGAAGCGUGAUGCUGAAGAAAGACCGAGUUUUGAAGAAAUUUACAACAUCAUAUCGAAAGUGAGCUGAUUAUUUUUACCCACUUAAAAAGAUCAGCCUUGCAGACUUGAAGUGAAAGUAGACCCAUGUUAAUCGUAUACCUUGUAUUUAGCGGGCAGAACUUAAGUCUAAUCUCCUUUGCAGCUGCUCUACGGGCUGUCACGCAACCCUUUAAGGUUCUACGUGAUAUCCCAAAGAAGUUUUGUUAUCUUGGUGAAAGGACACAGUUAUUUCGCCUGUAGACUAUGUUAUAAUACAUACUUAUUAAGGGUUAUCGACAACGGCUUAGAGAAAAUCGAGUUCCACCUUUCCGUUUUGGCAAGAAACUCUGAUAUUUUCUUUUCUUAGAGCAUAUAGCAAGACAAAAGUAUGAGCAACAACUUUCGGAAUGCUGCCAUUUCUUUUCAAACUCAACUCUUUCUCCCAAAAUCUUAGUUCCAGCCUAAGGAGGCAAUAACAAAAACCUCGCACCACACCAAGGAGGAGGGCCAUCUCAGUUACAAGAAUAAAGUGAAAGUGACUAUCAUCAGAAGGUAAAAAAGGAAAAAGAUUUGAGAUAAUUUUUUUGAGUACUGGCAGGUGACACAUGUGAAGAAACAAACAUUCGAUCCAACACUAACGGUCACCUCCCCACAAGGGAAGGCCCCUGACUUGUGUGUAGUCUUCUCUCUGAUUUUGACAGUGAAAGCGCGCGAGAGGUGCGGGCUGGGAAGAUGGGAAGGGAGGAAAGUAGUACUAGUCUUUCUCGACCCCGCAGCGGCGUAUUUAAGUAAGAAAUGACUAGGGACGAGUCAGAGACACCUACCACCCCCGUUAGGCUUUAUUGAAAACCUAUAAAAAUGAAUGAAGCCUAUGUUUUAGAGAUCAGUGAAAAGGGUUUCAUAUCCAGAGAUCUUAAAAAUGCACCUAUCUUACCCAGCAAAACCCAUGAAUGUACCUCCCAGUGGCUCUCACUCUAUUUCAAUUGAUUGGUCAUGCAUCAGAAUAUCAUAAACAGACGCAAAAGUUAGAACCCGCAGCGCACGGCCACCGUGUAGAGCCCAAUUGCGUGUGUACUUUUUAAACUGGGAUUGGUUUUUUUAAGUUGCAGACUCUUUUUAUUGUACUCUCUGAUUGUAUUUACAGAGGAAGGGGAGGUAUGUGUUAUGUUCAAAGUGAAUGCGGUAAAACAGGGCUGGUGCAUGAGAAGAACUUGGACUUCACCAAAAAAGCCCUGCAAAAACAUGCAAGGUAUGGUAGUGCCUAUGGUUGGCUUUUAUUAACCCUUUGACCCCAUAGAUUGACUAAUAUCUAAUUUCUCCUUACAUUAUCACUCGUAAAUCACACAUUUAGGUCACAAGAAUAAAGGAUAUGAUCAGCAACUAAAGAAGCUCUUGAUUAAAACGCAAAUUCUUCUUGUCAGCAUGUUGGGAAAUCUAUAGAGAACAGUAUGGAGAAUAUGCUUACUGAUUUUAGUGUGUAAAGAGCUAAAAAGUCUUGAAUAGACGAUUUUAUUCAGUAGUGAAACCAGAUUAGUGAUCAGACUGAACUGACUCAAAGUAGUGUACUGAAUCACCGGUUAUCUGUUCGAGAGAUGCUUUUCCAUUCGCGGAUUAACCAGUGUCGUUGAAAAUAUAUACAUAUAGCCUUCUUGAGUAGCUCACUUAAGCUAGUGUUCGGAAGAAACUACGGUAGGAAACAUAUCAACAAUCACAAAAAAAAAAGUACAAACUGAACCAAGCGGAGACUUGAUCUUGUGCACGUUGCGGGUUAAUGUGCAUUCGUGUCAAUUAGGAGAAAAACGUGGAUUAAACUUCAGGUGCGACUGCUCUCAACACGGGAAAAUGAAGUACUGUUUCAAAACCGAGUGCGAGGGUUUCAUUAGGGUUUCCAAACACGAGAAAACUGAUAGAGCACGAGGCUGCAAGCCGAGUGUUUUUACUGUUUUCGAGUGUUUGGAAACCCUGACGAAACCACAUGCACGUGACGAAAUUGGCGUGUCUUGGUUGGAUGAUCACCUUACGAAUAAUUAAUGAGUUUGAGGAAAAGCAAUCAAAUGUUGAGUCUUUUUUGUCUGUUCAUUUUUAAAAGGUUUGCCAAGGCAAACCUACUAGUUCUGUCAGUGACUAGUCAAAGAGUUUUCCAUGCUAACAAGUCAAGUCUUAUUUUUUCCCAAACAGUAACAAUCCAACGAGUAACAUCGGGCGACCAUUUAACAUUUCAAGAAAAAGCUCCCAAAAGGGGUUGAGCCAGUUGCAAAAGUAAGUUCAAACGUUGAUUCUUUUUUGUUAUUAAACUAACUUAGCUCGAUUAUCACGGACAUUCGUAUGUGCUAAGAGAACAAUUCAAACAUGACUCUAGACUUUUGGGCACUCUGAGAGAAGCCACGUGAUCUCUGCGAUGUAUCCCUAUAAAACUCCUUCCCCGAGGCGUGGUUUGAGUUCGAGUUACUAAAUUCACUAGCAACGAAAGGUAGAUCAGGGUAGAUAAGGUAUCAUAGAUAAUGUAGAAUAGCUGACUUCGAGCGUAAGUCCUUUUUCGGAGUAAGUUCUACUUUUCCCACCAAACAACCACAAGAAUUUCUUCAGGAACUAACAACUGUGCUAAAUACCUAUUACUAACACAUGAACACAGUUCCACCCCCUCUUGCGCCAAUUUUCUUUCGGCGAUCGCACCAGAAAUUACCCAUUUUAAAGAUACAUUUUUUGUUUACUUUUUUCUUUUUUGUUGUUUUUGUUUUUGUUUUUUUUUUUUGCUACAGAGGUGCCGACGCCACUCCUGGGAAAACGAUCGUUGAGGUUGUAGAGGACAAAGGCGUUAAAAAUUUGAUGGGUAAGUCUAAAAAUUGUGCACAGUAGGUCACAAAUUGAGUCAAUGCACUUCCUUUAGAAUUUGUAGAGUUAAGGAAAAACUAACGUUUCAAUCAAUUUUUUUUUGUAAUCUAUUGUGCGUUUUGACCUUUAGUGACCUGCGGCUACAGAAGGUUUAUUCAUACUGAGGUCAAUCAACUUACUUUUCACCAUUUUCUCGUUUCUUAUCAAAUCCACAUCUUACUAGUACGAUUGUCGAUAGAGUGUUAUAUGAGAGGAUAGCCAAGGGGUGUCUUUAUCCGUUUCGCGUACGAAUUUUAGUUAAAAAACAGUGGUCACGAAGUUAAAAGGGAAAACGUAAAAUCUCUCCUUUUGUGUAUAAUACUCCAGGGAAAUCUCGAGGUUUCCACGAAGUGAAAGAGAAAAAUCACGAGUCCCGUAUAUUUCAAAAGGCAAAUCACACCUGAGACUGGUUCAAUUCACGAAUCACGUUCGCCUUUCUGUAAAAUUAACACGUCACAUGUUAAUUUUGGCCUUAAUCGCACGUCACCUGUGAAUCCUUGCGAGCCAUAUAAAACUAGAACCAAAGUAAUCACAACGGCCAAUCACAAUAAAGUUACACAUCAGAAGGAACCAAUGAGAAUUCGGUGUAAACAGAACGCUGAAAUCGCGGGAAAAGUGCGCAUGACCAACUCACCUGGUUUUAAUUUUGCACCUGAUUGGUUGAGAGUGUGACCCCAUGUCCUCUCUAUCAACUUCACAGCACAGAAAAUAUAACCAAUGCCAUCCCAGUCUUAUUUUUAACUGACAAUUGAAAAUGGCUUUUGAGUACUGUCCUUGAUGGCUCGUGUUCACAUCUUCCGUUAGUGAACCAAUGAGCGGUCAGGGUUUGAUUAGUCUGCCUUUAGGACCAAAACAUCAGGAAAGCACUGUUUGCCUUAUGCCUUUCUUUUCAUCGUUUUUUUCGUUUUCCUAUGUUUAUUCUUUAGAGGGAGGAAAGGCGGAAAUCGCACCACCAAACUCUCUUCUUGUUAUGGUUAAUUAAAAUUGAAGAUACUAGAGUCAAAAUUAUUUUUUGUUGUUUUCUUCAAAGGGUUCCUCUAGAUGUGUGUCCCAACGUUUGUUAGAAAGGCAAUUUCGAGGAUUUCGUUGUGACGCCUCAUUUUCAUCUUUGUUUUUUUUCCCUAGACUUUGGAGAUGAUACAGCACACGACCCCACAAAUCCGCUUAGUCCAGAUCGUUACACAGGUCACCCAGGCAUAGACCACGGGAAUAUACCACAGGCUACUCCUGCUGCGCAACACCCUGUGUACAUUCCCAUGGUUGACAGGAAGUGUGCCCCAGAAUUUGUUCCUGAGGAUAGAUAUUCAGAGGAAAGCGUUUUGAGUUUGGAGGAAGACUACAUGAGUAUGGACCAUCAGAAUCGUGUUCCUCGAGGCAGUGAUGCCGGUGACUAUGCCGCGCUAAAGGAGGACGCUGUUCCAUGUACAACAUAUAAGGACAGAAGUGGUUCGACAGACGAACCCUCACUCGAGCAUUCAUCAAGUUCGAGUCAAAAUACUGGUACACACACGCUCCAAAUUCCUCUUCGUCUAAACCUUCAGACAAUUAAUUCCUUGGGAACCGGUAGAAGCUGCCCACCUGAAGGAAUAUUAUCCUCGAGCCCUUUUGGAACAUCACCGAGAAGGAGACCUGUCCCAACCCCGAGAACAAAGAAACCUCGACCAGCUUCCGAUGGUGAUGAAAAUUUCUUAGAUAUUAAAGACAAUUUGCCCAGAAUUUCGAAUUCAGAGAGUAUUUCUACCUCAGCCAGACCGAAUGGGACCCAGAAGUCCGUUUAUAAAAAAGUACCUCCGCCAAUGCCUAUUCCAUAUCAUUGCGCAAAACGCGCGCCAAAAACGACUGAAGAUCGUAGCAAUGAAGUGGGUCUCGACGAAAUUGCUGAGCUGAGCCUGGAAGGAAGGCCAGAUGAGAGAGAUGAUGACGAGAACGAGUUCCAGUUAGAAAUGCAAGACCAGCCGUCGGAAGCAGACUUUAAGUCUGAGCAACCAGUGAAGAACAAACACUACAUCAUAGUCAAAACUCCUGUUCCCAUUGGGGAUUCUUUAACAUUACCAAAUUCACACGGUCAAGAAUUGUCGAGCAGGUCCCAAGCUGCUCUUGGUGCAGCCCAUAAUGGCUAUCCAAUACAAGACCGCGUCUAUGAGAACGCCAAAACGUUAAAUCCAUCACCAGGUAGCCAGAGAGAUCUUUCACCCAAUGGAGAGGAUGAGUUUGAAGAUACUCAACCAAUUUACGACAUACCACUCAAUUUACCAAUGCCACCAGAAAUUCCUCCGGAAGUCUUAAACCAGCCCCCACCCUCCCGCGACAACCUCUUUGGUGGAUCCUUGAGUAACCAACUUUCCGUCCUAGCUAGCUGGGAGAAUGCGUCGGGUAUGAAUGAUUGGCCCCUCGGCGUUGAACACGUGAAUGCAGUGAACCAACUUCCAAAUUCGGCCGCCCAAUUUGUUGAACCACACGAACCAUUCAAUCCUGUUGGACCUGCCAACCCAAAUGAACUUGUUGAUCCGUUUACCCAACCUGAUGAUCAAGUUCAAACUUCCGAGGAAGGGACAUACGGAGAGGAGAUAGAUGGAGGGAUCCGCGAGAUUCGCCGAAUCUGUGGGGAAGAGUUGGCUCGAGACUGGUGCUAUGCAGCUCUGUUACAGUAUCAAGGUGAUGUGGAACAGGUUGUUCGAAUUGUCAAAAUACAAAAACUGUCAAAAAUCACCGGCAAAUCUGAGGUGUUUUGUGAAAGAACUUUGACACACUGUUCUUGGGAUUUAAAUCGAGCAGCUGAAUACAUUUUUCAAAAUUUUGAGGACGAAGAAGUAUAAACCCUCUACUCAAUUUUUGCCACCUGAGCUUAGUCGGUUGUCGCCGUUGAUAUUCAAAUCAAAUGUAUACCUGUUAACUCUUUAGCUCCCACAAGCGAUUAAGGUGUAAUUUGUUCUUUCGAUUCUACAGCAGUUUUCAAAUGACUGUUCAAAAACCAAAACCAAAGAUACCACAACACCCAUUAAUAGCAAAGGUUUGCGUCAUCAUUGGCCACUGAGGACCCAAACUAAAAACAGGCAAACUACCAAAAGCGCGGGAAAACGCGGACGACCAAGUCACGAUUUGUUUUCGUUCGGCUUGUGAUUGGUUCAGAGCAUGGUACGAGUUUUAUUGAUCAAUCACAGUCCGAAUUAAAGCGAAACCAAAGCAAUCCCGGAUUACUUUCGACACUCAACGGAAAAUUAUGAUAAGAUGUUGUCUUAACAACAGAUUAUGAGAACAGAUAAGCUUACCAGCUGGGGGUGUUAUCUUGUUCCAAAACCAAAUUUGUUAGUAUUAUUUACCAUGAAAUGUGUUGCAGUUAGUGGGGAGAAUUAUUUAUUACAUCUUGGGAGUAAAUGGGUAAAAACGUUUAUUUUGACUUUCCGCGCUUUGAAUCAGUAUUGGGCAACAUUCAAUCUUAGAAUAGAAUUACUGGGAUCUAAACCUGAAUCGAGUUGGAUUUCUAGAUAUUUUCUCAGAAAAAUGAAACGUAAUUAUAUCAAGAGUAAGAGUCACCACCACGACUGAAAUGCUGGUUGAAAUCUUUGAAACUUUUUAAGCAAAAAUUCUUAGAAGGGCGAGACUUCCUGAGAUACUUGCGCGAGUGCAAAAAAGCCUUGUGUUUUACAAGAGUAAAGUGUAUACAAAACCAUUGAGGACAAAGGAAAUUACCUCGGGUCCAGGCUAUUGAGAGUCUAACUAAAGUGGAUUCAACUUUACUUGAUUCAACAGCGUGCGAGUGAUUCAGAUCGUCACGCGGGAGCGAGAAGUCCCGCUUGUCUACUUUCUCGCGUGCGAGUGUCUUGCUUUCGUACAAAAUAUUUUAAUUGUGAAGGUUAUCAUUCUCACAUGAAAUUUGUUGCAAAAGAAACGAAUUAUUCCAACCUGUUUUUAAUGGCAUUAAAUUGGAGAACUCUUUGAGAUGCCUUUUUUUAAAAGUUUUUUUUUUUUGUUCGUAAUCCCCAAGAGCUCUCGACCUCGUCCUUUCUUAAUCCUUUACACCCUAACAUCAAUAUGUAUAUUCUCCAUAGUGUUCUCUAUACAUUUCCCAGGUGCGGACAAGGAGAAUUUGAGAGCUUCUCUUGUUGGUAAUCAUUUCAUUUAUACCCGUGACUUCAAUGUGUUAUUCAGAAGUGAUAUUUUAAGGAAAGAGGGUUAAUAAAAUAAAACUUGAUUUGUGAAAUGUUAUAGCAAGAAAUAUAGACAUUGAAAUCAAAUGUUAUAACGAGAAAUACAGAAAUACAAGCCUUGAAAUGAUUACGAUUAUACAUAGGAUAGUUUAUUUGUGUUUUGAAGCUAUAGAUUAUCAAUUUUUACCUCAAAUUAAGUGGCUUAUUUAGUUCUAUAUUUUAUUUAUGGGCUGUCGAGUCACAGUAAAAAUAAUUUUCAGCUGAUCACGUUAUAUAUACCAAAUGUAGUUAUUAAAUGUUGUGCAAAUAAUUCUCCUCCUGUUACCUUCCAGCGCAC